This is a messenger RNA of Racocetra persica, 198 nucleotides long. NCBI's taxonomy places the organism in Eukaryota, Fungi, Glomeromycota, Glomeromycetes, Diversisporales, Gigasporaceae. The record is from the annotation of a GenBank genome assembly.
UACUCAGAAGAGAAGAAUUAGAAAUAAUUAUUAAUCUAGAAAUAAUAACCAAAGAACCACUUAAAACAAAUCUUCAAGAACUAGAACAAAUAAGGAACAUACCAACUUACAAGAAUAAAAUAAAUUCUAUUCUAGAAGAAGCAAGAACCUUAGCCGCAGAAAAAAGAAGUCAAUAUUCAGAAAAUCAACAAUUAUUCU